AGUCUUGUAGUCCUGCGGCAUACACACACGCCCCGUACACAUCGAGUGAGUUAUUAGUUCGACUUUUAAUUUUUUCUCCUUUUUGCUUGGGCUGUUGCUGGCUGUGUCGCUCACGGUGUUUGUCGUUUGUAUUUUUUUUUCUGUCUGAUCGCUGGGACGUGGUCACCUUAUCUUGUCCUCAAGUCUCCUAUCAUCUUUUCUUUUGUGGUCGUUUCUUUGCACGUUCGGGUUCUUUUUUUUCCUUCUUGUUUCUAGUUGCCAUCAACAUGCCCACGGAUCACAAGCCAAAGAUUAUUGUUGCCGCCGUCGUCUCGGCUGCGGCGGUCACCGUCUCCGUCUUCUACGUACUGCACAAAAGCGGCUACACCAAGAAACUCGGCAUGGUGGGCCACCGAUGGGGCGUUGCGCUGAAGAAGCGCAUGUCAUCUUCCGCCGAGGAGGGCGGCAGCACCGCCAAUGGUGGGGCGUCGGCUGGCAGCGGCAUCCGCCCGGUCUCGAAUAUCCCCAAGAAAGGCUACACACGUGAGCAGCUUGAGCAGUACGAUGGCGUGAAGAACGAGCGCAUUCUGAUGAGCGUCAAGAUGAAAGUCUACGAGGUGGCACCGCACUUCUACGGUCCUGGCCAGCACUAUCACAUCUUCGCCGGCACGGAGGCGUCCCGUGCGCUCGCCAAGGCGGACCUCACCGGGAAAUACCUGAACCAGUACUGGGUGAACUGCACGGAGGAGGAGUUGGAGGUGUUGGAGGAGUACGUGGAGAAGUUCAACUUGAAGUACCCGGUGGUGGGCUGGUACGUCCCUGACGAGGCGUUCUACAAGGUCACCGAGUAA
Leptomonas pyrrhocoris is the source of this 830-nucleotide messenger RNA. RefSeq lists its product as hypothetical. Bases 267 to 830 code for a protein of 187 amino acids. Lineage: Eukaryota; Euglenozoa; Kinetoplastea; Trypanosomatida; Trypanosomatidae. The transcript has a single exon. Gene Ontology annotation, cellular component: endomembrane system; membrane. The record is from RefSeq and is a predicted model, not a curated record.